Molecule: messenger RNA, 1935 nt
Organism: Exophiala oligosperma
Lineage: Eukaryota; Fungi; Ascomycota; Eurotiomycetes; Chaetothyriales; Herpotrichiellaceae
Exons: 1
Coding region: 497-1645 (382 amino acids)
Source: RefSeq, a predicted model, not a curated record
CAUACUAUCGCUACGCCAAGAGGAUCCUGAUAGAAUUGCUGGCUCAGCCUGGCGAUAACUGAGUUUGCAUUUCCGAGACUUCUUCACUGCGAAGAGGACAACCCAGACACUAGGACUCUUGGGAUUCUUCGACUGGAGCGUUCCGUUAUGGUCAUGAUCGCCAUUCACACCCUGUCCAGCCGGUUUUGCGAUGGAGGCUCAAUGGCGGCUCAAUGGCGGCUCAAUGGCGGCUCCUUGGCUCAUGAAGUUGUGGAUGGCGAGCUGCGAGAGUAGCAUCACGACGAGUUGAAAAGUGAGGGAAAAAUAUGAAUCAAGACACAGGUCUCCACUAGCAACAAACCAAAAUCAAGGUCGGGUUGUCUUGUGUUGUCUCCGAAGGCGUGAGAGCUCCAAAUCCGUUGCUGUGAUAUAAAAGAUCUGUCUUUCCUCGAGUUACAGCUUUCUUCUUCUUCAACUUCAAAGACCUGUGACCGAGUCAAGGAAACGAUAUAGAAUCAUGCUGACAAUGUUCCGCAAAAUUGGGGCUCUUUCAGCCCUCGCUACUGCUACCGCCGCAGCCAUCGGAACCCAGGAGGGGCAGGCAUUGCCCACCUUGGUUGACCUGGUUAACCAAACCCAUGGAUUCUCUUAUCUGAAUACAUAUCUCGAAAUGUUUCCCGAAGUCAGGGAUUCGGUUGCCAGCUUAACAAACAUCACCGUUCUGGCACCCUCGGAUACUGCGAUAUGGAAGUUUAUUGAGACUCCACGAUACGCGGAACUCGAGGAAGGUGGCGCCGACUAUCUCCAGGCCCUCCUUUCCUACCACAUUCUAAAUGGCGUGCACGACAACAUCAGUGAAUAUGGCCCACUCACCACUCUCCUCUCCUCACCCAAAUACACCAACACCACGGCAGGCCAGGUUGUCUUCGCAUACUAUAACGACCAUGGGUUCGAGGUCGCCAUUGCCUCCGGUAACGACAGCGUUGCAGGCACCCUUGGAGGCAAGCCUAUCCCGUUCCAGGGAGGUGUCGUGUACCCAAUUAACGAUGUCCUCACCAUCCCCGGGCCUCUUUCAAAAGAGGUGUCAGGAUCAUUUAACGGAACGUCUUUUGUUAAUGCUCUCGAUAAGUCCGGGCUCACUGGAGAGAUGAAUGACCUCAAGGACGCUACCUUCUUCGUACCAAAAAACGCCGGCUUCGAGUCAGUCUCACAGAGCCUCUCCGCACUGAGCCCGGAGGCAUUAGCGUCAAUUCUCAAAUACCAUGUUGUCCCGGAUUUCCUUGGCUAUUAUGACAGUUUGGAGAAUGGGACUACCCUGACCACUCUACAGGGACAGAAGUUAACUAUUUUCGUGAACGAAGCGGAGGAGAUGUUCGUUAAUGGUGCGGGAAUUAACAUAGUUAAUAUCCCAGUGGCUAAUGGUAUUGCCAUUGUUAUUGACAAUGUCCUUAACCCAGAAGCUACUGUUAAGCCACCCACUAAGGAUGCGGAAGACGGUGUGGCAGCUUUUCCUACUGGACAGGGCGCAGGUACCAGUGAGGGCAUCACAUCAACCACCACCGAAGCCGCUGUAGCGACUUACACUGGAGCUGCGAAUCCUCUGAGUAUUGGGGCUAUAAGUCUUUAUACAUUAGUUGGGGCUGCUAUGUUUACCAUUGCCCUUUAAAUGGGUUAAAAGUCAGCACGGACACUGGUAAGAGAUAUGGACUAUAUUGUUACGAGUCGGCCUGAUCGCAGGCUGCAUACGAACCCGUGACGACGGAAUAAUACAAGGAAGGAUAGCCGAGUUAGCCUCGUAGAGAUAAAGCCUGACACGUGACUUCUAGGAAAGGAAAUGGUUGAUGUGUUGAUAUGGCGGAGUGGUGUUGGCUACACCACCACACCAUCACAGCACAACCACCACAGGAUAUGUAUACACAGUCAUUAAAUAGCUUUACCACGUAGUUAACUUUCUUC